This is a messenger RNA of Trachymyrmex cornetzi, 565 nucleotides long. RefSeq names its product mitochondrial ribosomal protein S33 (gene mRpS33). Gene Ontology annotation, cellular component: mitochondrion. Lineage: Eukaryota; Metazoa; Arthropoda; Insecta; Hymenoptera; Formicidae. Bases 172 to 513 code for a protein of 113 amino acids. The record is from RefSeq and is a predicted model, not a curated record. The transcript is spliced from 2 exons.
UACAAUUUGUGAAUGUGCAUACACUGUACGUAUAGGCGAAUGUAAGCAUAGACUUUAUAUGGUGAACGAUGUUUUUCUAUUCCUUUCUCUCUCUCCGUGUUUAAAAUAAACAAUUUAAUCUCUAAUUCUAUAAAAGUGACACAACAGAAGAACUAAUACUGUUCAAUCAGGAUGAGUAAAUACGUGAAUCUGAUAAACGUGGGCACUACUUACGCUAUGCGCAUGAAUCGUCUGAGUAAUCGAAUCUUUGGCGAAGUAAUCAGACCAACUAAUAAGAAAUCGAUGAAAGUCGUAAAGCUCUUUAGCGAGAAACCGGUAAACAAACGACCAGAGAUCGUAGAAUAUUAUCCAAGAUUUAAAGAAACUGAGCUAUUGAUGACACAUCUGCGUGAUUACGGCCUGUUUCGGGAUGAGCAAAAGGACUUUAAGGAGGAAUUCCAACGUUUGAGAGAACUUCGCGGUAAAACUAAAUGGGUACCACCGCCCUACAGAAAUCAAUCCAAACCAUCCUAAGAUCCAAAUAAUUUAUAAUUGAGUGUAGCAAAUACAACAAAAAAAUUUUUCU